This is a messenger RNA of Mercurialis annua (annual mercury), 1962 nucleotides long. RefSeq names its product polyol transporter 5-like. The record is from RefSeq and is a predicted model, not a curated record. The transcript has 3 exons. Gene Ontology annotation, cellular component: membrane. The coding region runs from base 96 to 1745 and encodes 549 amino acids. NCBI's taxonomy places the organism in Eukaryota, Viridiplantae, Streptophyta, Magnoliopsida, Malpighiales, Euphorbiaceae. Gene Ontology annotation, biological process: transmembrane transport. Gene Ontology annotation, molecular function: carbohydrate:proton symporter activity.
AUUUACAGUUGCAUCCUCAAGUUAUGGCUGCUUGAUUUUAUCCACAAACACUGCUUCAUAAAUUUCUUCUUCUUAAUUAUUUUUUAAUCAACACUAUGGCUGCUAAUUUAGAACCAGAUCAUCAACAACAUGCUGCUGCUGCUGCUUCUGUAGUAGCUAAUAAUAAUAAUAAUAAUAAUAAUAAAACAAUUGCAGAUUUUGAUCCUCCUAAAAAACCUAAAAAAAAUAGAUUUGCUCUUGCUUGUGCUAUCUUGGCUUCCAUGACUUCUAUCUUACUUGGCUAUGAUAUUGGGGUAAUGAGUGGAGCUGCAAAGUACAUACAAGAAGAAUUCAAACUCUCUGAUUUCAGAAUAGCAGUGUUGGUGGGAACACUCAACAUUUACUCACUAGUUGGCUCCGCCGCAGCUGGCCGGACCUCUGACUGGAUUGGCCGUCGGUAUACCAUAGUGGUGGCGGGAGCUAUUUUCUUUGUCGGAGCACUUCUGAUGGGAUUUGCUACAAGCUAUGCUUUUCUGAUGGUUGGCCGUUUCGUCGCCGGAGUUGGCGUCGGCUACGCUCUUAUGAUAGCUCCGGUUUAUACUGCAGAAGUGUCUCCGGCUUCUUCUCGUGGUUUCCUCACCUCAUUCCCUGAAGUGUUUAUUAACGCGGGAAUAUUACUAGGAUACGUAUCAAACUACGGAUUCUCCAAGCUCCCACGACACUUAGGAUGGAGAUUCAUGCUCGGAGUCGGUGCAAUUCCGUCAGUAAUCCUCGCCGUCAUCGUCCUCGCUAUGCCGGAAUCCCCACGGUGGCUAGUCCUACAAGGCAGGCUCGGCGACGCAAAGAAAGUCCUCGACAAAACCUCCGACUCACCGGAGGAAUCCCAAGCCAGACUCUCCGAGAUCAAACAAGCCGCCGGAAUUCCACAAGAUUGCAACGACGACAUAGUUCAAGUCCAAAAAGGAUCGCACGGUGAAGGUGUAUGGAGAGAGUUACUCAUUCAUCCUACACCGUCCGUUCGUCACAUCUUAAUCUGUGCGAUUGGUAUUCAUUUUUUUCAACAAGCGUCGGGUAUAGACGCCGUCGUUUUAUACAGUCCACGUAUUUUCGAAAAGGCUGGGAUCACCUCAGAUAAUGACCAGUUACUCGCGACUGUAGCCGUUGGAUUUGUUAAGACUAUCUUCAUCUUAGUGGCCACAUUUUUACUCGAUCGGAUCGGACGGCGGCCGUUGCUUUUGAGUAGUGUAGGCGGGAUGAUUGUUUCAUUAGCAACCCUUGGAUUUUCGUUGACUAUUAUUGACCAUUCAGAUGAGAAGAUUAAGUGGGCCGUGGCGUUAUGUAUAGCCAUGGUGUUAGCCUACGUGGCGUUUUUUUCAAUUGGUAUGGGGCCCAUCACGUGGGUUUACAGCUCAGAGAUUUUUCCGUUGAGGCUACGCGCGCAGGGUGCGAGUAUGGGAGUGGCGGUGAAUAGAGUGACGAGCGGGGUAAUAUCGACUACUUUUAUUUCGUUGUAUAAAGGGAUAACUAUCGGCGGCGCGUUUUUCUUGUUCGCCGCCGUUGCGUCGGUUGCUUGGACUUUCUUCUUUGUGUGUCUGCCGGAGACGCAAGGGAGGACUUUGGAGGAUAUGGAGGUGCUUUUUGGUCAUUUUGUAAAGUGGAGAUCUGCAUUGAAAGAUGAAAAUUUGAAGAAGCAGCAAAAUAAUGGUGAAAAAAAUGGUCAAAUUCAGAUGGGUAAUGGUGGUGCUACUAAUACUACUGUAGCUUAGGGAAGGGUACUUUGGUAAAAUUGUCUACUUCAAAUGUUAGAUUAGUGUGGCUGUUAAUUUUUCUCUUUUUGUUUUUUGUGUACAUGGCCCUCUUCUUUUUGGGCAAGUAAUGGUUUUCUUAAGGUGAAAAAAUGGAAGGUUUUGUGUGGAAGAGAAAAAGGGAAAAAUAACAAAAAUUAAUUAGAAUUAUGAAAAAGAAUAUAAAAUAUUUCAUCAA